AUGCACGCACUGCGGCAGGGAAGCCCAUUUAGCGUACGUUUGUCGCGCAAAGACCACCACCUCCAGCAACCGCCAGCCCAGGCCAUGUCCAGACGGCUUGAACAACACCCCAAUGGACAUCAACCAGGGCGUCAGUCGCUGCCACCACCACCACCACCACCACCACCACCACCAACACAGCAGCCGCAGCCAAUGGACCAGCUGCCCAGCCCCUCUUCGGCGCCUCCCCAACACGUGAUGGCCACUGAUGACGACGAACCGAUGCCACUGGUCCCACCCAUGCCUCCAUCACAACCAGUAUGCACGUCAGCCUUCAUCGCAGGACGUACAGCACCAUAUUCUCCAAGAGGCAGCCUCCACGGCCUCCUCCAGGGAGCCGCAGCCGCAGAUCUCCAUGAUGUAGCAGCUAUCGAUCUUUCACGCAGCUCCUCCCCCGGAAGGAGCACUAAUCAACAGUUACCAAUUGCUGCAUCUGAUUCUCGGGCGGAUGAUGUCGAGGAUGAGCCACAGCACCAGGAGGAUGCCGAGGGCAGAGAUGCUCCCUCGGCUGUACCCAGCACCGACCAACCACAGUGA
Molecule: messenger RNA, 576 nt
Organism: Schistocerca serialis cubense
Lineage: Eukaryota; Metazoa; Arthropoda; Insecta; Orthoptera; Acrididae
Product: atherin-like
Exons: 3
Coding region: 1-576 (191 amino acids)
Source: RefSeq, a predicted model, not a curated record